AUGUCUGGUCGUGGAAAAGGCGGGAAGGGUCUCGGGAAAGGAGGGGCCAAAAGACACCGGAAAGUGCUCCGCGAUAACAUCCAAGGCAUCACCAAGCCUGCUAUAUGCCAUCUGGCUCGCCGUGGAGGUGUGAAACGUAUUUCGGGCUUGAUUUAUGAAGAGACUCGUGGUGUACUGUUACUGAAGGUCUUUUUGGAGAACGUUAUUCGAGAUGCUGUGACCUACACCGAACACGCGAAGCGAAAGACUGUAACUGCUAUGGAUGUUUAUGCCUUGAAACGCCAAGGUCGUACUCUGUACGGUUUUGGUGGAUAAGUU
Protobothrops mucrosquamatus (brown spotted pit viper) is the source of this 318-nucleotide messenger RNA. Its product is annotated as histone H4-like. The record is from RefSeq and is a predicted model, not a curated record. NCBI's taxonomy places the organism in Eukaryota, Metazoa, Chordata, Lepidosauria, Squamata, Viperidae. Bases 1 to 315 code for a protein of 104 amino acids. The transcript has 2 exons. Gene Ontology annotation, cellular component: nucleosome. Gene Ontology annotation, molecular function: protein heterodimerization activity; DNA binding; structural constituent of chromatin. Gene Ontology annotation, biological process: nucleosome assembly.